Messenger RNA from Diospyros lotus (date-plum), 1869 nucleotides. Its product is annotated as UDP-glucuronic acid decarboxylase 2-like. Lineage: Eukaryota; Viridiplantae; Streptophyta; Magnoliopsida; Ericales; Ebenaceae. Gene Ontology annotation, biological process: D-xylose metabolic process. The coding region runs from base 246 to 1490 and encodes 414 amino acids. The transcript is spliced from 7 exons. The record is from RefSeq and is a predicted model, not a curated record. Gene Ontology annotation, cellular component: cytoplasm. Gene Ontology annotation, molecular function: UDP-glucuronate decarboxylase activity; NAD+ binding.
CGAAAAAAGGGCCGUAAAAACAAAAGCAAUCCACAGCCAGCCACGCGCCGGAGAGCGAGAUUUCACGGCGAAAAUUCAUGCAAAAGCCGCUCCCUUGAACCCGCCCUCCACCACUCCCCGCCCCGCACUCCCUUCUCCCCCUUAAAGAAAGCCAAACAAACUCCGCUCCCCCGCAUUUUCUUUUCUCUCUUCCCAAUCACCGGUUCUAAUUUUCUCGGGGAAAUUGAGAGGCGAAGGAAGGGAAAAUGGCUCUUGGCCGUGCAAGUGCAACCAGACGUCUGGGCACCCAUCCAGUCGGCCACAUUCUGGAGCGAGUCGUCUACAUCCUGAUCGGAGUCGGCAUCGCCGUCGCGUUCUUCAGCAUGAUUCCCUCGUCGCCACCGACCUCCGUCAGGAUCGAGAACCGGUUUCGACCGGCCGAGCCGACCCCGGUCCCUCGCCGGGUCACGUAUGAAGCCCACAGCUGGGUCGGAUACGCCAAUGCAGGAGGGAAGGUGCUGCUGGGAGUGAAGAGGAAGAGCCUUCGGAUAGUGGUGACGGGGGGGGCGGGCUUCGUGGGUAGCCACCUGGUGGACCGCCUGAUGGCACGAGGGGACAGCGUGAUCGUGAUCGACAAUUUCUUCACGGGUCGGAAGGACAACCUGGUGCACCACAUGGGCAACCCCAGGUUCGAGCUCAUCCGCCACGACGUCGUCGAGCCCAUCCUCUUGGAGGUCGACCAGAUCUACCAUCUCGCCUGCCCCGCCUCCCCUGUUCACUACAAGUUCAACCCCGUCAAGACCAUUAAGACAAAUGUGGUGGGAACGCUCAACAUGCUUGGGCUGGCGAAGCGCGUCGGUGCGCGGUUUUUGCUAACCAGCACCAGCGAGGUGUACGGUGACCCGCUGGAGCACCCUCAGUCCGAGACCUACUGGGGCAACGUCAACCCCAUUGGUGUUCGGAGCUGCUACGACGAGGGGAAGCGCACGGCGGAGACGUUGACAAUGGACUACCACAGAGGACUGGGCAUUGAGGCGAGGAUUGCGAGGAUAUUUAACACGUACGGGCCCAGAAUGUGCAUAGACGACGGGCGAGUGGUUAGCAAUUUUGUGGCACAGGCACUGAGAAAGGAGCCCAUGACAGUCUACGGAGAUGGCAAGCAAACCAGGAGCUUCCAAUACGUUUCCGACUUGGUCGAGGGCUUGAUGAGGUUGAUGGAGGGAGAGCACGUGGGCCCUUUCAAUCUUGGCAACCCUGGCGAAUUCACCAUGCUCGAACUUGCCCAGGUGGUGCAGGAGACGAUCGAUCCAAACGCCAAGAUAGAGUUCAGGCCGAACACGGAGGACGACCCCCACAAGAGAAAGCCAGACAUCUCCAAGGCCAAGGAGCUCCUUAGCUGGGAGCCCACCAUCUCCCUCCGCCAGGGUCUCCCCCUCAUGGUUUCCGACUUCCGGCAGCGCAUUUUCGGUGACCAGAAGGGAGGUGGUGCCGCCAGAUCCUCCUUGGCUUAAUUAUUAUAUAUCAGCCCACCAAAUUAAACAGAUAGAGAGUAGGCAUAUAUAUAUAUAUAUAUAAUAAGUACUGAUUUGAAAGUCGAAGCUAGCUAGAUUUAGUAUUAUAAUAAGUACCGAUUUGAAAGUCGAAGCUAGAUUUAGUAUUCUCUCUCUCUUACCUCAUAAAAUAAUGUUCCAAUAUAGAAGCAAGAAUCGGAAGGAAGAAGAGAUGUUUUGUGUAGAGUUGGAUCCAUUAUUUUUCCAUUUAUGUAUUGUUGUCUCUUCUAACUUGCAUUAUGUUAUGUAAUUUUGUUUCAUCUUUCAUCAGAAUAAGAUCAGCCAUAACACGCCAUUGAUAGGGCCUCCAACCCUACAGUGAUUAUUUGUCUUCACUGUG